AGUGGAGAAGUCUUCGUGGGGGAAAGUGAGACUAACCAGAGAAGAAAAACACUUUUAAAACUGUUUUUGCCUCUGGAGAACGGUAAGAGCUCGGGUGAAAAGAUCCAACAUGGCAGUUGCCAGCAAGUCCAUGCCUGGCUCCACUAUCGGCCUCACUCAGGGGUUUGAUGACUACACUCUCUACAGCAACCUGUCAGAUGACGAGCUGAUGCAGCUGGCUAUCGAACGCAGCCUUAGUGAUCGCCACAAUGCCACUUCACUGGGUGAAGCCAGCAAGACCUCCACAGCUCUAGGCAGAAGAACAGUCCAGUUCAGGGCAAAUCCACCCACAACUACACCGAACCCAUCAAAUCCACCUAGGGAGGACCCAAGCCAUAGGCCGCCUACUGCCAACCCACCUGACGCCAGGAGAAGGACAUGUGAAGAAAGGAGGAAAUGUGGAGACAUUGUGGUGACUCAUUUUGUAACUGGCAAUGGAAAGCGCAUGCUGGCAUAUCACAGAGGCGAUGGCUCCGUUCAGCACGUGCCAGACAAAGAAAAUAGGGAACAGGACCCUAUUGUGAAAGCCAUCCUGAAUGGUGAUGUGACUACGGUACGAGCUAUGGCUAGAAACAGCGGGAAUAACAUACUGCGGCCUGACAAGUAUGGAUGGAUCCCGCUGCACGAGGCUGCAUAUUAUGGCCAAGACCAGUGUGUCAGAGUUCUUCUUGCGGCUCAACCUAGUGUGAUUAACAAGUGCGACCUGAAAGGCCGGACCGCUCUCAUCUUGGCGGUGGAAAGGGAAAAGGUGGCCUGUGUAGAGGCACUUCUGGAGAUGGGGGCUGACCCAGACAUUGCCAACAAGGAGAGAGAGAGCCCCCUCUACAAAGCUUGUGAAAUGGACAAUGCCGAGAUUGUGGUCAUGCUUCUGAAUCACGGUGCUGUGGUGAACAAAUACUCCACCCAGGGCUGGACAGAUCUCCUAGAGGCUGUGAGCCGCAACAACGUUGAGAUCUGUGAGAUGUUAGUCCGGAACGGGGCUAAGCUCAGCCCAACCAACAUGUACGGUAUCACACCACUUUCUACUGCAGCCCAGAGUGGACAUGUGGAAACACUUCGAUUUCUUAUUAAACACGGUGCUGAUGUCAAUAGCGAGGCAAGUGAUGGGUCCACAGCUCUGUAUGAGGCGGCUAAGAAUGGCCAUGAGGACAUUGUGGAGAUUCUUCUUUCUCAGAAAGCUAACGCCAACAAAGUGGGCAAGAAAGGACUUCUGCCACUACAUAUCGCUGCCCAACAAGGAAAUGAUGGUAUUGUGUCGUUGCUGAUCAAAGCCACCAGCAAGUCCAGAGUGAAACGCAGUGGCAUCAGUCCCCUCCACCUGGCCGCCGAGUACAACUGGGACGAAGUCCUGGAGGUCCUGAUCAAGGCCGGCUACGACGUCAAUGCCAUGCUGUCGGAGGAACGCUCCAUGAUGUAUGCGGACCAUCGUAGAACAGCGCUCUACUUCGCCGUCGCCAACGGCAACGUGGACACGACCACCGUGCUUCUAGAAGCCGGUGCCAACCCAAACCUGGACACAUUCAACCCGCUACUUGUGGCCAUGAGGCAAGGUAGUAUCGAAUUGGUCACUUUGCUGGUGGAGCACAUGGCCAACGUCAAUGCCUAUGUCCCCACUCACCCCACCUCAUUCCCGGCCACCGUCAUGUUCAGUAUGAAGUAUCUGUCCAUGCUGAAGUAUCUGAUGGACAACGGCUGCGAUGCCCUCUCCUGUUUUAGUUGCACUUACAGCAGUGGUCCACACCCACCCCUUCAGGAGACCUCUGAGAGAGAUGACUUGCGCUACAAUACCGAUAUACGCAGAAAUACCGGGGAACCUGUUCAGGUAAAUAGAAUAUGAGUGAAAUGUUUAGUAUGUGCGUGUGUAAUAUUUUCACAUACAGUAGGGUACAUUUCUUUAGGGAUCCCUUGAUAAAGAUGACAAUAGAAGACUGUAUAAAAUAAAUAAUACUGAGCUCUCUUGUAUGCUAAAAAAUAUAUAUAUUAAUUGUAUACUAAUGCAAUUGCUCAGAAAUACAUUUUGUAUAACAAGCAAUAAAAAAACUCAAAAGGAUAGCGGUCAAAAUGAUUGGAUCCCCUGUUUUCAAGACUCCGGACCCUCCCUUUGGAAACACUGAGCCUUUUUCUCAAAUGUUUUAUGAGAUUGGAGAACACAUAGAGAGGGGUCUUGGACCAUUCCUCCAUACAGAAACUUUUCAGAUCCCUGAUAUCCUUCAUCUGCGCUUAUGGGAUUGUCCUCUUCCAUCCAAACCAUAAGGGUUCCAGUCCAGAGACUGAGAUGGCCAUUGCAAAAUGUUUAUUUGUGGAUUUGUAUGUGUGCUUGGAGUUAUUGUAUUGCUGGAAUGUCCACUUUUGGCUUCCAAAUUCAGCCUCCUGGCAGAGGCAACCAGGUUUUUGGCAAAAAUGUCCUGGUACUCAGUAAAGUUCACACCGUUGACCUUAACAAGGGCACCAGGACCAGUGGAAGCAAAUAGCCCCAUUGGAUCUACCACCAUAUUUUAAAGUAGGUAUGGGGUUAUUUUCUGCAUAUGCUUCUUUCUUUCAAACACAAAACCCACCACUGGUGUGCGUGGCCAAAGAGCUCUAUUUUCAUGUUAUCUGACGAUAGAACCAGUUUCAAUCCAAGUGGAGUAAAAAAAAAACUUGUUUAAUAAAAUACAACUGCAAGUUUGUUCACCCCCUUUGCUAUGAAGCCGCUAAAUAAGAUUUGGUGCAACCAAUUACCUUUAAGUCACAUAAUUAGUUAAAUACAGUCUACCUGUGUGCAAUCUCAGUGUCAAAUGAUCUGUCACAUGAUCU
This is a messenger RNA of Salvelinus namaycush (lake trout), 2835 nucleotides long. Its product is annotated as ankyrin repeat and SOCS box protein 2-like. Gene Ontology annotation, molecular function: protein binding. NCBI's taxonomy places the organism in Eukaryota, Metazoa, Chordata, Actinopteri, Salmoniformes, Salmonidae. The record is from RefSeq and is a predicted model, not a curated record. The transcript has 8 exons. The coding region runs from base 110 to 1876 and encodes 588 amino acids.